Molecule: messenger RNA, 5183 nt
Organism: Daktulosphaira vitifoliae (grape phylloxera)
Lineage: Eukaryota; Metazoa; Arthropoda; Insecta; Hemiptera; Phylloxeridae
Product: paired mesoderm homeobox protein 2A-like
Exons: 6
Coding region: 2299-3456 (385 amino acids)
Biological process (GO): regulation of transcription by RNA polymerase II
Molecular function (GO): RNA polymerase II transcription regulatory region sequence-specific DNA binding; DNA-binding transcription factor activity, RNA polymerase II-specific
Source: RefSeq, a predicted model, not a curated record
UUUUUACGGCUAUUUAAAGUUUAAAACAACGAAUUUUUUUUUUUUAAUAAUUUAGUAAAAAUUAAAAGUCAUAUUUUUCUGUGUUACUUUAAUUCUGAUUAUUUUAAAACUGAAGUUUUUGUAUUUUUUUUUCAAUCGUUCCCAAAAUGUUAUUAAACAUUUUUAAAGUUUGCUUGCUAUUAUUUUCUACGAAUAUUUUAAUCAAAGCUUUAACUGUUAAGGAAAGAGAAACUAUUGUGAAUAGCAUACUCGGAUAUCAUGGAUGGAAAAACAUAAAAGAUGUGGAUCAUGUUAUUUAUCAUGGAAAUGAUUUUUAUAUUAAUGAUUUUCUGCAAUUCAAUUAUCUUUUAAGCUUAGAUAAAAAAAUACGUGUUACAAACAUAAUCCUUGGAUGUACCUACGCGAAUUUUCUAAAGAAUGUUUUUCUUGUCAUUGAAAAAUUUGGACAAAAGCCUGAAUGUGCCAAAUCAUUGCUAAAUGUUGUUCCCGAUAUCGUUUCAUUUGUAAUUAAAAUGAAAGGAGCAAUGUAUGCUGUGGACAAUCUGCAUGGUAGUCCUUGGUGGUUAAGUGUAACAAACAACCCAAUGUGUAAUGCUGUGUUUGAAAAAAUAAUACAUUUACAUGCUAUGUUACAGCUAUUGUCAACUGCACCAUGCGAUGAACAACAUUUAUUAAUUACAAACUUUAAUUUUGUUUUAAAGUAUUUUAAGUCACGGUAUGAAGAACUAAAAAUUGAUGUCUCACAUCACUGUAGAUAUGUAGAAAAAAAAGAUAAAGUGUGGGAUCAAUGGUACAAUGAACAUAAUGAGAAUAACCUCCAAAACGAAGGAAUUGAUAUCUGUCAUUUUGUUGAAUGGAAAAUUAAAACAUUAAUUCAAACAACAGUUGAAGAAAAGUAUUUUAAACUUGGAUUUACGUUUAAUUUGGAUACUCAGGAAACUUCAUUGCCAAUAGUAACGGAAGGACAGAAAAACGAUUUGUUAGAUAAAGCUAAUGCUGAACAGUUCAAGUCCCCAGAAAUUGAUUUUCUUUCAAAAGGACUGAAAAGUGAUCUUCCACCCGACAAUAUAUGUAACAUAGAUAAAAAUAAGAAGCCAUAUUUUAUAUUUUUUGAGUAAUUGUUUAUCAAAAAAUAUAUUUCAAUGUCCAUUAAUUAUAGUAAAUUUUCCGUCGAAUUAAAUAAAAUUUAAGAAAUGUAUAUGCCAAUAGUUUAUUAAAACAAAUGAAAAUAAAAAAACCCGUUUUUUGUAAAAAUUAAGCAUCGUGUAAUUUCAUUAUGCACCACGAAAUCGUUGUCAUCUGUCCGAUCACAAUACUAACAAACAGUGUUUUCCUUAGUGUUUCCAUUGUAGACGAUAUAAAUUAUACUUAUGACGAUGAUUAUUAUGUGCGCGUUGUGUUGGCGUUUGUUUGGUUUACCGCGAUGGUGAAAAAAAAAACAGAAAUCGCAAGACUUAUGGCAUGUGUGCACAUAAUAUCCGCGUAUUAACGUUCGGGUGGUUUGAUGGCAACGGCGGAACAAGGGGAUGUUUUGGUUAUUCGGAGGCGGUAGUAGCAGGGGUUGACGAGGAGUGGUAGGGAUGGGAGCACGCACGCCGAAGCCAAUGGCGUAGGGUCGGCCGCGCAAGGGUGUCGGUCGUAAGUCCCGCCCAGCCGGCUGAUGGUACCGGUGCACUUGACUGCAGGGGUGGUUCGCACUUUUCUACACAACGGGCAGUUAUUGAAUUACGCAGGGCCAUCAUUUGAUUUGGAACCGACGACACCGUCGUAUAUUGCGCGCACACUAUAAUCGUAAUCAUCCUCCUGUCCGUCGUUAUGUAACUUAAGUAUUUUCUUUUCCUCUCACUCUCUCCUCUUUUUUUUUAUUAUUAUUAUUUAUUUGUUAUUAAAUUUUCUUUUACUGCGAAUCAUCGGACGCUCUUUUAUAAGAAUAAAUUUUAAUAAUCUAAUAUAUUCGAGUACGUGUCCAAGAAACACACGGCGGGACUUCCGCGGCCACACCGAGGUAAUUACCAUCUGACCGUUUCGGGUCGCAUAAUUAUCCGAAAUCGCCAUUCGACUAACCCGCUGUCUCUCUCUAUCCUUCAUCGUCUGACCGAAACAAUUGGAUUAACACACUGAAAUUUUUUCAACCAAAUUUGUUCUCGGAACGAGUACGUGUAAAGGAAAGCUGUCGAAUUGUAUUGUUAAUUCGUGUCGGUUUACACGUGUGUGUGUGUGUGUGUGUGUACGUAUUUCGAUCGACAGAGAAGCAAGCAACGGACGGUCUCUAGUAAAUGAGAUAACAGCUAGUACCAAAUGGAUUACUCGUACUUGAACCAAGCCAACUUUGACGGGCUGACAGGUGGUACGACGACCGGUAACAUGGAUCACUCGGCCAUGGGUUACGGAGACCUGUCGGCCUGUGGUCAAAUGUCACACGCCGCUUACCGUUUUGGACCUACAGCGGCCGCCGCUUCCAUGGCUAGAUCGUACAACACGGCCAUGGGCCAUCACUUAUCGGCCGCAGCCGCCGCAGUGGCCGGCAAUGGUCACCAUAACUCCGUCUCGUCUUCAGCUAGAGCUGCGGCCGUCCAUCACGCAGUUCAUCACCAAGAUCAUUCCGGCAGAUCAUCCAUGUUCUCCACUGCAAUGAACCUACCGGGUGGUUUGGCGGCGUACAAAAGUCUUCCGUACUCAACUCACGACAGUAUUCUCACGGAAAAACGGAAACAGAGGAGGAUACGGACUACGUUCACUUCGGCACAAUUGAAAGAAUUAGAAAGAGCUUUCCAGGAAACGCACUAUCCUGAUAUUUAUACCAGAGAAGAGAUAGCCAAACACAUUGAGCUCACCGAAGCUAGAGUCCAGGUGUGGUUCCAAAACAGAAGGGCAAAGUUUCGAAAACAAGAACGAUUGGCCCAGCAGAAGUCAUCGUCGCAAACUCAGAACAACAACAGUGCCGUGGACACGACUAGUAUAAAGACGGAACCCAAACAAUGCGGCCAGCAAGUCAAAGACAUCAAACCUGGCACACCUUCCACCCCUGGAAGCAUAUCGUCCAACAACGGAUCUACCGACAUGAAAUCCAUGAAUGGAACAGGCAUUAAAAUGUCAGAACAGCCGGAAGGAGUGAAUAACAAUAAAUGGUUGUUGGGACAGGGCCAAAACUACUCGCAGCUUCACCAUCAGCUUCAACAGCAAUGUGUUGGUGGCGGAGGCGGUGGAAGCGGUGAUGGGUCCGGUAACAAUUCACCGACAUCUUCGUCUUCAACACACAAAAAUGGAUCUACCGUAAUGAACGGCUCUCACAACAUUAAUCACAAUAGUCAUCACCAUCUUUCGCCAUCAUCGCACCAUCAUCACCAACAGUUCGCACACCAUCCGUUCAGCUUAUUGGGUGCCGGCAGUCCUGCCGGUUAUUUACUCGGUUCUGACUCUCUCAAAGUAUCCGGCGGUGCUAAUCAUUUGUUCUAGUGACCAUUACAACGAAACUUCAAUCUAAUUUUUUUCAAGACUUGAGCCUAUUUUCAAAUAUUUUAUUUGACAUCGACAUGUGAUAAAAGUUUAAAAAAAUACAUAUAAUGAUGUAUUGCUGACUGAAAUCGGUAAAAAAUAACGUGAAACAUUUAUAGAGUAUUAUUUUAUCAUUAUUUGCAAUACAAAACAUUAUUGUUAUUCAAUAAGAUUACACUAAAUAGUACAAUAAAAAAUGUCGAGUCAUUUGAGUAUACAUAAUAAGUUCGAAUAUUAUUAUAUCAUAGUAAGAUUAUUUUUUAUUGAGUUCCGAGUUGUCUUUUUUUCUUUUCGUUGUUUUUAGUUGUAUAUUAUUAUUUGUCGUACUUUUUGUUUGUAACUUCCGAAAUAUUUUAAGGAUAAUAGUCGUUUGUAGUAGAAAAUAAUUAAAAUAUACUUAAUAUGUUUACAAUCUAUUAUUUCAGUGCAAUAAUAAUUUUUGAACGCCGUAAAUGUACUUCGGGAUGGAUGCAAAUUUAGUGAUUGAAUAAAAGGCACACGAGAUCGCGGGGGCAGAUCUUAUUCGCAUACACGAAACGUGGUGACUAAUGCCAGUUGAUCUUAGAUUAUUACGGUUUGUUUUGAUAUGGCGCUUUCCACAAGUAGAGCCACUAAGUCUCGUCAAUCAUGGACAAAGUUGACAGACUCUCUUGGUAAACACACAAAUCUAUUAGACCAGUGUAUUUAUAGUCUAUAUAGUCAUAUGCACUGGUUACUGUGUUAACGGUUACUAUUUGUCGGCCAAUAGAGAUGAGCCGCUCUUUGAUAAUCGUUCGACCGUUGAAAUUUGGAAGCAGUCUGUUAAUAUAACAUCCCGACCUACGCAAAGUCCCAAAGUGUUUUAACACUUAUGAAAGGUAAAAAAAAAACAUCUUAACGUUACGAAAUAAUAUUAAAACUCCGAUAAUUUAAUAAUUACUCACUAAUUUGAAAAUAUGAAAUUUUAAAUCAAAUUUUAAAACAAUUUUUUUUUUGGAUUUUUAAUUUUAUAUUAAAUGGUCAGAUUUGUGGGUUCAUACUUAAUAUAUUAGGUUUAAAAUAUAAUAUCCCAAGCAUUUUUUUAAACGUAACAUUAUGUAUUUAAAAAUAUCAAUAUAUGCUCAUUCAACUUUGUUUGCAUUACCAUAAUUCAUUCCGCAUCUAAUUAUUAUUGCACAGUUUUCAAUUUGUAAAACUUUGUUGGCCAACAAAAUGUAACAGAUAAACUAAAAUAUUGGAGAGCUAUAGCCUGACGAGUACCAAAUAUCGAUUUAAAAAUUAUUGGUAUUUUUUAAAGUUUCCUGUUUUCUUUUUCUUAUGGGUUUUCAACUGGAUCAAUAGAAAAAUAUAAUUUCUAUUACAUUAUUACAAAGGGAAAAGUUGUUCCAUUGAACAAUUUCAUUUGACACUUAUCAAUUUAUGGCUCUCAAAAAUUGUAUUUCUUAAAGUUGUUUACAGAGAUUUUAAAAUUUAUUUGAUUUUGAAUUAUUUUUAAUUAAAAUUAUGAAUUUAAAGUAAUAUAUUUAUAUUUUAUUUUAGUUUUCAAAUUAAUUAUAUAAUAAUACUUGUUUGCGUUAGCCUAAUUGUAUAUUUACUCUUACGUGUAUAUAUUAUAAUGUGUAAGUAUUAAUAAAAUAAUUAUACAAGUAUAAAUUGUAUAAAAACGUGACGACGAUUUAAAUGUAAAUAUUUGCCAAAAGAGUAUCGUU